This is a messenger RNA of Capronia coronata CBS 617.96, 2436 nucleotides long. RefSeq lists its product as uncharacterized. Bases 1 to 2436 code for a protein of 811 amino acids. The transcript is spliced from 2 exons. Gene Ontology annotation, molecular function: nucleic acid binding. The record is from RefSeq and is a predicted model, not a curated record. Lineage: Eukaryota; Fungi; Ascomycota; Eurotiomycetes; Chaetothyriales; Herpotrichiellaceae.
AUGGGGGCACGACAACGCGCUCAGGCGCGAGGGAAGAGAGCAAAUGGCGGUCCGAGAGGCCCCCCAUGGGCGUCGGGUCAGGCCAGUCCAUCUGUCAAGGCUUCAGCCCCGUUCACGAAACAGCGAGGUCACGUUCGAGAUUGGCAAGAUAUCUCCGACUCGGGUUCGCCGCACGCUGGGAAUGGCCUGUUCAGCAUGAGUCAAGAGGCUCGAAACACUGAGCGUCACACGAUGGGCUGGGGACCGACUAGGCUGAGAGAGAAGGCCAUUAGUUUUGUCAGUGCUGGCACCCUCGUUCGGAAUGACCCGGCCACCACACAGGAGGAAGAAGAUGCAGAAAAGGAAACAGAUGGUGAGCCUGGAGUACAUACUCCUGAGCAGGAUUCUGCAGAUCCAGAAUCGGCAGAACCGAUCGAAGAUCCUACCGUCCAUGCCAGUCGAGAAGAUCAUGCCACCCCUCAAGUUCUUCAGUCUGCAGAGUUCUCGGCUGCAUCUCGACCUUUGUCCAGGAAGAACUCGGCGUCCUCGUACUCUUCGGAGGAGAUAGUCUUCUGUGGUCGGUCGAAUCCUGUGGCGAGGCCCAAAGCCAGAGCAAGCACACCGAAGUCCGCGCCGAUUCGCCCUGAGCAGACCAUUCCUAUCCGCCCUGCGAAACCGGAAUCGAUACCGAAUGUCACUGUGCCCGCGUCCUCCGACGCAGACAACAAAGCGACCACCUCACCUCACCAAGUCUCUGCACGUGCAGGCUAUCCCCGAGGAGCUCGCCCCCAUAAUAAGCCCCUUAAUCGUCACGAGAGAGCGCGACUCCGGAAUAAACGUGAGAGAGAGGAGGAAGAGGCCCUCAUGAGAGACUACAUUGAAAAUCUAGCAGUCGAUGAUGACAGCGAUGAGGAUGGCGAUGGCGGCAAUGAAGAUGGCGAUGCAGUGAAUGUCGGCAGAAGCAACGAACAUCACCGGUUCUUCGACGGCUCUGCUGACGCCAAUCAGAAAGUGCAUACGACUUCGAGCAAGACUGCCAUCAAGGCAGCUGUUGGCCAGGCCAUCGACUGGGAUUCUGCGGACCUGGAGGACUUUGAUGAGUUGAGCACCACCGAUGAGGAGGUUGUUGAGAUUACUCAAGUGCUAAGGCGUCGAGUCCGUCCCAGCGGUGCACAGUACCUUGUCACUGCAAGUGGCCAGGAUAAAAAUGAAGCUCGCUGGGUGUUGCAGGGCAAACUCAAGUCGGCUUCCGCUCUGAAGGAGAUCCGCAUCUUUGAGGAGAUUUGCUCAAUGAACAUUCAAGAAGAUACAGAGACUUCAGGCACCGACAAUUCCGACACGGAAUCGGAGAGUGACGAGGCUCUCGAAGAUCUGGUCAACGAAAUCGAGUCCGAGGAUGCCGAGAAUGCGCAAAUACUGAAACAUACUUCUCGUAUGAGUGACGAGCAGAUCGCCAGGGCGCUGGCCAAGCAAGAAGAACUUGGAAUGGGAGGUGAUGAAUUGGUGCUCUUCGACGGAGAGUUUGACGAUGACGAUGACGAUGAGAUUGACGACGACUUCGCCGCCGAUCAGGACUUCAUCCCCUUCUCAACAAAGGCACAUCUUUCCAACCGUGGCAAGUCGAAGCGCAACCGACGACAGCGAGACACGUUUCCACCUGCUGAGGCGUUUGCCGACGCUCUUGACCAGGAUCCAUAUGGUGCAUUUGACAUAAUGGAUUUCGAUCGACCGAGUCUCCGACCUAAGAAGAAGGGACGCAAGUCAGACUUCCCAUUCGACCUUGGACUGGACGACGAGGAGUUGGCCGAGCACUUGCGAAGUACGUGGAGUAAAGAUCGGGAUAAGAAGGCUGCUAGAAAACGCGAAAGGCAAGAGGCACGUGAGGCUGCGCUGCUCGACGCUUCUGAGCGCAACAGCCCAACGGCGAUCAAGGCCGAGAUCAGACGGUUCCUGAUCCAGGAAACCGAUUCUCUCGCAUUGGCUCCCAUGGAUUCAGCAACCAGGGCUUCGGUCCAUCGGCUCGCCAAGGCUUUGAGGUUGAAGUCACGUUCGGAAGGCAAGGAAGGUCGUGGUAUCGGCAGGUAUCCUGUCCUAACCAAGGGCCCUCAGACUCCACGGUUUACCAUCGACACUAUCUGGGAGAUCGAUGCUCUCAUGGAUAUGAAGAAAUUCUUCCCCAGGCAUGGUGGAGGCUCUUACCGUGGUCCCAAUGCUGCCCGUGGCGCCGGUGCUAUGGGGGCUCGCCGAGGCGGCGGCGGUGCAAUCUCAGGUGCCAGUUACAUGAACGGCGAGGUUGUGGGCGGCUCUGCGCCUGAGCUCGGUGCUGACAACAAAGGCCGGGCCAUACUGGAGAAGAUGGGCUGGACAAGUGGCAUGGGCAUUGGAGCUGUCGGCAAUGAGGGUGGUUUGGAGGCCAUCAAGCAUGUUGUCAAGACGACCCGGGCUGGACUGGGCUAA